CAAAAAACGUUAAAUUAUCUAAAUGAUAUUGAUGAACCUAAGAAAAAGCCUUUAAGAGCUCAAGUAAUAGAUUUUUCUACAGUUCGAUUGGAAACAGAUAAUUUUGAAGAAAAAGUCUGUGCCAGAAUCCACGAUAAAGAAUUUUGCAUUCGGUGUUUCUUUAGUGAAGAAUGUCUUCAAAAAUUUGAAAGGAUUAACGGAUGGAAAAAAAACUAUUAUAAUGCGGAGUGGCGUCGUGUUCCGCCCGAACAGAGAAAGAUACUUGAUGCACUACCAGGUUGGGGAAGUGACACAAAAACAUCAGGGUAG
Dentiscutata erythropus is the source of this 309-nucleotide messenger RNA. Lineage: Eukaryota; Fungi; Glomeromycota; Glomeromycetes; Diversisporales; Gigasporaceae. The record is from the annotation of a GenBank genome assembly.